Molecule: messenger RNA, 1645 nt
Organism: Gossypium arboreum
Lineage: Eukaryota; Viridiplantae; Streptophyta; Magnoliopsida; Malvales; Malvaceae
Product: zinc finger CCCH domain-containing protein 20-like
Exons: 1
Coding region: 141-1241 (366 amino acids)
Molecular function (GO): metal ion binding
Source: RefSeq, a predicted model, not a curated record
ACCACGGUUAAUACAAACCAAACCAGGGUUAAAACCCCCAUACUGUAUACUACCAGCUCUAAUUAUAAGCAACCAAAGCUUGCUGGUGUUUCUUUGUACAUAUCUCACGAACCCUAGACACCACCCAAAACAGAAAGAAAAUGAUGCUCGGAGAAACUCAUCGUUUUAAUCCAACAGUCCACGUUCCACCUUGGCCCAGCUUUGAUGAUGAUCAAACUGCUGAGGUUCACUCUCCUCUCAACUACAAUGCACCCUGCAACUACUUCAACAACAACAGUAACCCGUUUUACUUGCAGGAAGCGUUAGGAAUGCUACGACGUUACUUGCCAUCAAACGAACUGGAUAUCGAGUCAGACUCUGAGCUUUCGUUCCACCCGGAUUCUCCGGUUGAUGCUUGCUCUUGUGAUCAUUUCCGGAUGUUUGAGUUCAAAGUACGGAGAUGUGGACGUGGCCGUGCGCAUGACUGGACUGACUGUCCGUACGCUCAUCCCGGUGAGAAAGCUCGUCGGAGGGACCCCAGGAAGUAUCAUUACUCUGGUACGGCUUGUCCUGAUUUUAGGAAAGGGAACUGUCGCAAAGGAGAAGCUUGCGAGUUCGCUCAUGGGGUUUUCGAGUGCUGGCUUCACCCAGCUCGUUACCGGACUCAGCCAUGCAAAGAUGGGACUAGUUGUAGGCGUCGUGUUUGUUUCUUUGCUCAUACUCCGGAACAGCUUAGGGUUGUCAGCUCUGUUGAUUCGAAUGAUGGUUCACCUUCCAGUGCUAAAACGCUGAGUUUUUCCGGUUCUCCACCGAUGAGUCCUCGAGCUGAGCCAUCACCACCUAUUUCGCCUAUGGCUCAGUCGCUGAGUCGAUCUCUGGCUUCGGCCUCUAUUAAUGAGGCGGUAGCUUCCAUGAGGAACUUGCAACUCGGCAAAGUUAAGUCUUUGCCUUCAUCUUGGAACGUACAAGUAGGCUGCUGCUCUCCCGCGUUCGGGUCUCCGAGAGGUGCGGUAAUCCGACCCAGUUUCUGUAGCCUGCCUAGUACUCCGACCCAAAACUUGACCCGUCCUGCGAUUGGGCACUUGGAUUUCUGGGAUGAAGCAUGCGAAGAAGAGCCACAGAUGGAAAGAGUGGAAUCCGGUAGGGAUUUACGUGCAAAGAUGUUCGAGAAACUGUGUAAAGAGAAUUCUUUGGAACGGGUUAACCCGACUCAGUCUUCUGGAGGUCCGAACGUGGAUUGGGUUUCGGACCUGGUGAAGUAAAAAGGAAAGGGACGCUGGAAGUGAUCUCGCUCGCUCGAAGUGAACAUAUAAUUUUACAUUAUUAUCUGAUUUUAUUUGAAUCUUUUUGGAGUUUUCUUCUCACUGUGAAUAGUUUCUGAAGAAGAAGGGGAGAAAAUCUGGCAUAUAUUUUGUGGUAUUUGGUGAACCGAAAUUGAAGAUUUUGUAUAAAAUAAUCGAAUAUUAUUUCCUACAAGCGUAGUUUGUAAUCUUCUAUGAACUUUAGAAGAUCAGAACUCAAAAACAAGAUUCUUAAGCUUUUGCGUAAGGUAGCAGACAAUGGAUUACUCUCUACCUAUAUAUAUAUUAAUGGUUUGAUAUUGUGCUUAUUGAAGUGUAAUUAUUAUUAUUAUUAUCCAAGUUGCUGAAUCUUUGUUUAGUAGUAA